AGAAAAGCCUUGCUUUCAAUUUUACGUCAUCAAAGUAUGUGCUUAAGAAACUGCGCCUGUCGUAUUCUGCACGUACACAAUUUGUGUAAUACGUCACAGGCGCUUAGUAACCCUUCGCGGCGUCUCAAGUCUUUGGGAGAUAAACCGAGAUGGGUCUGUUGUCCAUCCUGCGUAAGCUGAAGAGCUCCCCAGAUCAGGAGGUGCGCAUCCUGUUACUGGGCCUGGACAAUGGCGGCAAGACCACCCUUCUAAAGCAGCUGGCAUCUGAGGACAUCAGCCAUAUCACCCCCACACAGGGUUUUAACAUCAAGAGUGUUCAGUCUCAGGGCUUCAAGCUGAACGUUUGGGACAUCGGAGGGCAGAGGAAGAUCAGGCCCUACUGGAGGAACUACUUUGAGAACACAGACAUGCUUAUUUAUGUCAUUGACAGUGCUGAUCGAAAGAGGUUUGAUGAAACUGGACAGGAGCUGGCCGAGCUGCUGGACGAGGAGAAGCUAAGCGGCGUCCCGGUCCUGAUCUUCGCCAACAAGCAGGACCUGCUGACGGCGGCUCCGGCCUCCGAGAUCGCCGAGGGCCUCAACCUGCACAUCAUCCGGGACCGACUGUGGCAGAUCCAAUCCUGCUCCGCCCUGACCGGAGAGGGCAUCCAGGAAGGCAUGAACUGGGUCUGCAAGAGCGUCAAUGCUAAGAAGAAGUAGAAUCCUUCCUGUCUUCACUUGCGUUUCUCUCCGAAGGGACAGGCCACUGAUUGUACAAAAAUGAAACCAACGCGGAGCUCAUGGACAUUAAAGAAUUCGACCAGCUUUGAGCAAGGAUGAAACGAACUUAACCUCAGCUUGUCAGUCUCGGACCAUUUCCACCCCUCUCCCCAUCCCAUCCCCUCCCAUUCCUCAUUCCUUUUGGUCUAGCCAGGUACUAAUCCCAAAAGUAACAUUCCUGCACCCACCCCACCCCUCCUCCCCACACACCCAUUGCCUUCCCCCUCUACAAUAUAGUACAUCUUCAGACUCCUGUGGUACUAGUCUGAUUACUGCUGAUGAAACAUAAAGACCAUCUUGGUGUUGGAUUCUUUACUUUUUUAAAACAAUCUCUAUCUUAAGUGCUCAUAGCGCAGUCUUUUUUUUCUUUUCUUGUGCCCACUAUUUUGUGACAUGUCUGUUUGCAGUUUUCCUGUUUCAGUAAAAAGAUUAUUUUUUUGUAACGGUGUCUUCGUGGUGUUAAAGUAACAGGGAUGAAUGUGCUUAAGUAAAUGGAGCGUCUUCCUUUAGUGGGAAACGUGGAAGUGGUAUAUUUCCUGGAAGUAAUAUCUGGACUGAGGAAAAUAUUUGAAAUUUUAAAAUAUGUAGUAUUACAGAUGUGUAAUUACACCUUGAGUGAUUUCCAGUAUACCACAUUGAAUGUAUCUUACGGUGCAUUUCGGUUUACAAUGUUUGGUAUGUAUAAAAUGACAAAUAUGGAAAGUGAUAAUUAUUGAUAUGAAUAGGUACUGCAUUUCUUGAACCCUGUUUGUAUUCUGAAAUUAUUCCUCACAGAGAUACGUUUUACAUCGUAACAUGAAGCACUUUUUGGAUGAAUUCUGAGAAAUCAUUCUCACGUUUGUCUAAGAAUAAGAAUGGAAGCAAAAAAGUAGAGUGUCCAGUUUGGGAGUUUUGGUUCCUUUCAGCCAAGCCUACAUUGGCUAAUAAGUUAAACACUGCGGAAUAUUUUGUUAUACAUGAAUCUGUAUUUAACAAGAAUAUUACACAAAUUGUUUGAAAUUGAAAACCAUUCCAUUCUAUUAUGGUUUUUUAUUUAAAAUUGUUCCUUGCUUUUACUUGUUGUCUUGCUCUUAAUUUCUUUAUUCAGGCCAAGGCUCUUACUGCAAAAAACAAUCAGUACUCAUAUACAAAGACACAAUGGGUCAUUUUUAAUGGUGAGUUUAGUUGUUUAAAAUGCCUUUUUUUCAGACAAAAUGCUUUACUACUUAGGAACAUCGGCUUUUGGCUUCUAAAAUUGCUGAUAUUGAAAUGGUUCCAGUAUGGGUUUUUUUUUCUUGUAAUAUUGACACUAUUUAAGGCUAUCCCACAAUUCUUUGCAAUUUGAGCCCAAAGCUGAGAUCACAGGGGCUUUGUGAACAGCAGGGCCCCUUUUGGGGUGGGGGGGGGACCUGCUGUUCUUUUUGAAGAUUUUAAUUUGCUCUGAAGGUGUGAGAUCUGCACCGGAGAAAAGAGGCCCCUCCCCCUUUCCCUUUGUUCUAAUGAAUGCGCCCACCUUGGCUCCCCUGGUGGAAGCGGGAGGGUAGAAUGAUUGACAGGUUCAGCAGGCUUAAGCAGCUGGUUGUGUCAGCAGAUAAGUGCUGCGCAGCGUCCUUUAGUGGGGGCAGGGUUUCUGGUUCCUGCAGGCCCGUUGCUGUGGCAGUGCUGGUGUUCAGCACCACCUGUGAGUUGUAAGUGGUAGGGAGAGGGGGGGAGGCCUCUUGAUUCCUGUCCCUGCCCCCCAUAAUGCUGAGAGCUGAGUGUCACUAGCAGCACUGCUGAAAUCUGGAUAUCCAGCUGUGUGUGUGUGUGAGAGUGAGAGAGAGAGAGAGAGAGAGAAAUUGUUGAGAGAGUUCAUCCAUUUGCGUGCUUGCGUGUUGUUCAUAUGCACCAGUAGAUGGAAUCACUCCAGAGGCCUCCGAGCACUAAAUAGACAGAGGAUUGUUCCACGGCCCAAAGCAUUGUGGGUAUUUUUUAGUGUUGAACUCUGCAAUUGUGCUUUCUGUGCAUGCAGUACUCUGUUGCCCUUUUCUCCUUCGCCCUGUGGGCCAUAACCAAAUUUCCAGUCCAUUUUUGACGAAUCAUCAUACCAAAUUCAUCUGCUCUUAUUAUUUAUCACUUUCUGGCAUCCAUCCAUUUUCUAACAUAUAAUCUUUUAUAUUAAACCGGAUUUUCACAUACAAUCCAUUUGUAAAUUUAGACUUGAAUUCAAUGGUCUUAUCAAACAGUCAUGGUGAGUGUAUGGGCUGGAGUAGGGAUGGUAUUUUCGACAGUUUAAUUUUAUCACAAUUUCAACAAAUAAAAAGUGGAGCGCAUUGUGAAAUGUG
Messenger RNA from Anguilla anguilla (European eel), 3061 nucleotides. It is a transcript of the gene arl3b, whose product is annotated as ADP ribosylation factor like GTPase 3b. The transcript is spliced from 6 exons. The coding region runs from base 150 to 698 and encodes 182 amino acids. The record is from RefSeq and is a predicted model, not a curated record. Gene Ontology annotation, cellular component: cytoplasm; microtubule cytoskeleton. NCBI's taxonomy places the organism in Eukaryota, Metazoa, Chordata, Actinopteri, Anguilliformes, Anguillidae. Gene Ontology annotation, molecular function: GTPase activity; GTP binding. Gene Ontology annotation, biological process: cilium assembly.